Brassica napus (rape) is the source of this 1749-nucleotide messenger RNA. RefSeq names its product embryonic protein DC-8. The coding region runs from base 510 to 1508 and encodes 332 amino acids. NCBI's taxonomy places the organism in Eukaryota, Viridiplantae, Streptophyta, Magnoliopsida, Brassicales, Brassicaceae. The record is from RefSeq and is a predicted model, not a curated record. The transcript has 2 exons.
AGCAAACCAGUAGAAAACUAAAACAACAAAUCUUGAUUACAAAAAUGGCAAUAAUAAUGGAGAAGAGAUCGUUAAUGAUGAUGGUGUUUAUGUUGAUGGUGAUUCUGGCGUGGCAGAACGAAUGCCAUGGAUGGGAAGCAGCAGAGGAUAUUGUCAGAAAUGAAUCAGAGCAUUCUAAAAACGCUGCUGGAACCGUCACAAAAAUGGCGGCCAAGGCAACUCGUGAUGCCAAUGACAAAACCGCAUCUUGGACUGGUUGGGUUUCUGAUAAAAUCUCAACAGGAUUGGGAAGCAAGAAAGAGGAAGCAAAAUAAGCGGCUGAAUCUGCAAAGAACUACGCCUAUGACAAUGCCGGUUCUGCCUAUGACAAUGCAGGAUACGCCAAGGACUUUGUAUCUGAUAAGGCCGGCUCUGCUUACGACAGUGCUCAAAAUGCAAAGGGUUAUGCUUAUGAGAAGGCCACUGAUGCAAAGGAUGUGGUCUAUGACAAAGCGGGUCAAGCCAAGGAUAUGGUCUAUGACAAAGCUGGUAGAGCCAAGGACAUGGCUUCUGACAAGACUGGAUCAGCCUAUGACAAGGCAGGUCAAGCCAAAGACCUAGCAUACGACAAGGCUAGCCAAGCUAAGGACAUGAUUUAUGAUACCGCAGGAUCAGCCUACGACAAGGCCGGUCAAGCCAAAGACACAGCAUACGACAAGGCUGGCCAAGCUAAAGACAUGGUUUAUGAUACCGCAGGAUCAGCCUACGACAAGGCCGGCCAAGCCAAGGACAUGGCCUACGACAAAGCAGGAUCAGCCUACCACAAGGCCGAUCAAGCCAAGGAUAUGGUCUCGGAUAAAACAGGAUCAGCCAAGGAUAUGGUCUACGACAAGGCCGGUCAAGCCAAGGACAUGGUCAACAAGAAGGCGGCUCAAGCAGAGGAAAAGGCCGGUCAAGCCAAGGACAUGGUCUACGACAAGGCGGCUCAAGCAAAGGAAAAGGCCGGUCAAGCCAAGGACAUGGCCUACAACAAUGCCGGUCAAGCCAAAGACAAGGCUGGUCAAGCCAAAGAUAUGGCCUAUGACAAGGCUGGUCAAGCCAAAGAUAUGGCCUUCGACAAGGCUGGCCAAGCCAAGGACACUGUGUAUGACAAAGCAGAUGAUGUGAUUAGAAUGGCUACGGAUAAGAGCGAUGAAGCUAAAGAAAUAGGUUAUGGAACAUACAAAAGAGCAAAAGAAGGGUCCAAAAAUGCUAAAGACGUUUCAUUUGAAAAAGCUCGUGACGUUAGAGAAACUGGGGGGCAAGCGAUGGACUAUGGUAAAGACAAAGCAACAGACGCGUACGGAUUAGGAAAUGAAGCUGCCGGGAAAUUGGAGGAGGCAAUGUAUAAAGUUGGGGAAAGGUAUGGUGCAGCAAAGGAUUCAACGUCGGAGAAGGCAAAAGAAGCUUAUGAGAGUGCAAAGGAGAAGGCUUCUGAGGCUACUGGAGAGUAUGGUGCAUAUUUAAGGGACCAUAGUGUUGAGCUUUAGAACCAGAGAAAUUACACACGUCUAGGGGUUGGAUGAGACUUCAGAUCUUUCUCGUGAAAUCUACAUGGAACUGCUUUGUUUUAGUUGAAAAUGCAUUCUGACGGAAGUUUAUAUGUACUUAUGGAUGUGUCACACAUUUAAGUUACAUAUAUAACUAUGUACGACAACGUCUUUGACCCUAAUAAACUUGUAAUAACUAAGAAGUUGAAAAGCUAUAGAAUACUACAUUUAUAUGGAUUAA